AUGGAGCAGGCUAUAGAGUUUGAAUGGCUGCCUACCCGAUGUUCGCUUUGUAAAAGCUUUGGUCAUUUUGAUGCUAGCUGCAAGCGUGAUCAGGGGACUGUUUGGAGGAAAAAGGAUAAGAAGUCUGGCCUGGAGAAUGGGGAGACUGAGGGUUCUCAUGUUCCUUCUGCUUCCAGUUCUGAAACUUUGUCCAAAGCUCCUCAAGAUUUGGCGUCUGGAAAGGUUGUACAGCCAGAAAUAUUAAAGGAGAAUAGUAGCUCUAAAGCUGGACAGGAGAUAAAGUGGACCACACCAAAAAAAGUGGGAGGAUCUAAACAAAUUGCUCCAGCAACUCAGAAUUUGAGGACUAACAAGGGCCUGAAUAAAAGAAAUAAGCAGAGGUCUUUGAUAGACUUUUGCAAGCUCAAUAAAAUUGGCUUACGAGCUUUUCUUGAAACUAAAUUGAGGGGUAAUAAGAUUAAGGACCUGAUGCAGAAUGUUUUCAUGGGUUGGGACUGUUUUAGUAGCCCCACUGUGGAAGGUAGGAUAUUAUUAGUUUGGAAGGUUGAUAUUGUUUCCCUUAGUAUUAUUCAGGAAGAUGACCAGUUCAUUCAUUGCUGUGUGAAGAUUAAGGGUGUUACUCAGAAGUUUUGUUUGACUCUUGUGUAUGUGCUUCCUUGGUUAGUAGUUGGAGAUUUUAAUGCAGUUUUUGACUAUGAUGAUCAUAUUGGUAGUCGUCCUGUUACUAAGUUGGAAUUGGAAGAUGGUCAUCAUUGGAGGGUUUGUUCUAUGCUGGAUGAGUUACGCUCGAGUGGUUCCCAUUACACCUGGUCUAAUAAACAAAUGGAAGGAACCAGAAUAUUCUCUAAAUUGGACAGAGUGUUCAAUAAUGAAGCUUGGGUAGAUGCCUUUCCUGAUUCUGAAGCUUGUAUUAAUUGGGAUGUCAUCUCUGACCACUGUUGUUGCCUUAUCAAAACUGUUCAUGUUCAGAUCUUAGGGGUCCGACCUUUUAGAUAUUUUAAUAUGUGGGCAGAUCAUCAGGAUUUUAGAAGUACAAUUCUUUGUAAUUGGUCUGAACCGAUUGCUGGUUCUGAUUUGCAGCGGAUUAUUAAGAAAUUAAAGAGGUUAAUACCUAUUUUGCUUCAGUUUAAUAUAAUGAAAGUUAGAGAUGUAGCUGUGCAAUUUUUUGAAGCUAAAACUGAAUACCAGCAAGCCCAGCUAUCUUUACAACAAGACCCUUCUUUGAGUCCUCUUCAGCUGGCUGAAAAAGAGGCUUAUAUCGAGUUUGGCCGUCAGUCCAGAAUGUAUGAGAGAUUUCAUAGACAAAGGAGCAAAAUUACUUGGCUUAGAUUUGGAGAUGAGAAUACUUCUUGUUUUCAUGCUAGUCUCAAGCAGAGGAAAAUUGGAAAUCGGAUUACUUCAUUCAUGAAUGAUGCAGAGCAAGAGUGCUUCCAACAAGGGGCUGUUUUGACUCUAGAGCAACAACUUGAUCUAUUAAUGCCUUUUACCAAGAAGGAUGUUAAGAAUUCUUUAUUCAGUAUUCACUCAAUCAAGAGUCCUAGAUCAAAUGGAUAUGGUUCAGGCUUCUACAAAUCUUUAUGGAAGAACAUAGGGGAUGAAAUUUCAGAGGCAAUACUGACAUUCUUUUAUCGAGGAGAGAUUCCUCAUGAACUUAACAAUACAAUCAUAUCCCUCAUUCCUAAGGUAGAUACUCCCGCUAAAGCUACUGAUUAUAGACCUUUUGCUUGCUGUAACACACUUUAUAAAUGCAUUUCAAAAAUGCUUUGUUCUCAGUUGACUAAAAUUCUUCCUGUGAUUGUCCAUCAAAACCAAGGAGCUUUUAUUAAGAACCACUUGCUUGUGCAUAACAUUCUUAUUCUCCAAGAUCUCCUUCAAGGCUAUACUAGGAAGAAUGUCUCUCCCCACUGCUUGAUCAAAAUUGAUCUUAGCAAGGCUUAUGAUUCUCUUGAUUAG
Humulus lupulus (European hop) is the source of this 1953-nucleotide messenger RNA. RefSeq lists its product as uncharacterized. The transcript has 4 exons. The coding region runs from base 1 to 1953 and encodes 650 amino acids. Lineage: Eukaryota; Viridiplantae; Streptophyta; Magnoliopsida; Rosales; Cannabaceae. The record is from RefSeq and is a predicted model, not a curated record.